Daktulosphaira vitifoliae (grape phylloxera) is the source of this 683-nucleotide messenger RNA. RefSeq lists its product as uncharacterized. The transcript has 4 exons. Bases 204 to 593 code for a protein of 129 amino acids. The record is from RefSeq and is a predicted model, not a curated record. Lineage: Eukaryota; Metazoa; Arthropoda; Insecta; Hemiptera; Phylloxeridae. Gene Ontology annotation, biological process: septate junction assembly.
AACAGGCGGUAUGACUGUUGGCCGAAUGUUGCCAUCAAGUGUAAAGAGUUGUUGUGAUAUAUUCAGCGUCGGAUGUACACAUAGCUGAUAUAUAAACGACGUUGCUUGCCGCAUCUACUAUUGUGUAUUCAGCUCUGCCGCCGUUCACAAGUCUAUUUGACUGAAAUUUUGUUAAGACUUCAAGACCCUCACAAAACUCCAAAAUGGCCAUAACAAAAAUCACCAUGAUCAAAUUCGUCGAAAUCGCAUUGACAAUUAUUAUUUUCGCAUUGCAUUACAACAGUUUUCCCAGCACUGCGGACAUUAGCCAUAGUAUGAUCACCACUGGUACAUACGUAGGUUACGUUAUUGUCUUGCUUGGUAUUUUCAUCGGACUGUUCACUGGAACCCCAAUCAGUGCACGAUUGGAUAUGUUCUACGUGUUGAUUGGUGCUGCUCUAUACAUUACUGCUGGAGUCAUGUCUUACAAUUAUUUCAGCGGCUCACUAGUUAAAGGUUCCUACCACAAUACUGGUAUGACUAAAGCUUGGUUAUCAAUUCUUAAUGGAAUCAUAUUCGUUGUUGAUGCUGCCUUCACAUACCGCGGAGAAUAAUUCUUCAUCUUUUGUGUUUAAUUGUAUUGAAAAAAGCUUUUAAAUAAUUAUUUAUUGUUUUUAAAAAGUCAUUAUAAAUUAUUAUUAUGA